Eruca vesicaria subsp. sativa (arugula) is the source of this 3618-nucleotide messenger RNA. The record is from the annotation of a GenBank genome assembly. Lineage: Eukaryota; Viridiplantae; Streptophyta; Magnoliopsida; Brassicales; Brassicaceae.
UUGCGAAAACUAAACUAAAAUCUCUCGUCUCUUCCUGGAUUUUUGGUUCCUUCAUAGAUUGCUUCAUCUCUGCUAGAUUCCUCUUUUACACUGUAAAUCAUCCAAAAUUCAAGAUCGUAUAUACACAUACACACCUGCAAAGAAUCAAUCUCAUCUCUCUCUCCACUACUCCAGCUCAAAAGCCUAAACGCACCGAUCAACACCCCCUAACCUCCAUUUACGUUAAAUCGUCUACUGUUCAGCUCCCAAAAAAACCAAUGUUUUUCUCCGGCGAUCCUUCCACUCGGAAACGAGUCGAUUUAGGAGGCCGGAGCACCAAGGAGGGAGACGCUCGCAAGCUUCUUGAGCAGACCAGGAUUGAGCGUAGUCGCCGUCUCCUUCAGAAGCAGCAGAACUCCGCUUCCCUCAAAAUUCAGAAAUUCUUUAGAGGUAGAAGGGAAAUGGCAGUUGAGCGGUGUAAGGUGAGGCGUGACUUCUGUGUAACCUAUGGGGAUAAUUGCCAGAAUGUCGAUAGGCAUUGCUUUGAGCCAGAUUCUAGUUUCCUUCGUCAGUUUUUGUUUUUCUUCAAGGCGCAAAACUCUGGGGAUUUUGUGAUGCUUGUGGAGAUGUGUCGUCUACUGCGAGAUUUUGCACACAGUAGUGGUGACAUUCUCAACCUUUUCUCUGGCUUGGACUAUUCUAUUGAGCGUACUUUAGUGGAUUUUAGAGUAAAGAAACUUGCAUUUACCUGCAUCGAGGCUAUACAUUACAACAGGGAGCGUUUAAGGGACCAGCUCUUAGUUACUACUGAGGAAGCUAGCAUUUCGACAGCUAUCUUGAUGGAUGCAAUGUCGUUGUUGCUAGAUCCUAAGCUGCCUUGGGUUUGCAAAAUAGUUAGUCAUCUACAGAAAAGAAACAUAUUCAAACUGGUCAAAGAAAUUGUGACUACGGCUAAGGAAGCCGCAAGAGGUCCAACUAUGAACGGCAGCAUCCUUUCACUAGAAAGAGUAUUGGUCCUGGUAGUACCACAUGUUGGCCGUGAGCUAUGUUGCUGCGCUGUUGUUGAUCCACGUUGGAGUUUCUCAUCUAUGAUCCUUACCAUACCCUUUAUAUGGAAGCUCUUCCCAACCUUGAAAGUGGUAUUUGCCAACCCAAGUCUAAGUCAACACUACAUUCACCAGAUGGCUUUCUGUAUCCAAAAGGAUAACCAUGUUCUCCCAGUAGAUACAAACACAGAAUUUCCUGGUUAUGCUUGUCUUCUUGGUAAUACAUUGGAAAUUGCAAACGUGGUCUUGUCACAGCCUGAAUGUUCAUUGGACAUGGCAAUUGACAUUGCAUCUGUUGCAACUUUCUUAUUGGAGAAACUUCCUCCUGUUAAGUCAUCAGAAAGAGAAAGCAGACAGAGUUCUUCUGAAGAGGAUGAUAUGUUGAUUGACGAUAUACAAGAACUAGUCUUGAGUAGGACUCUAGAGCAGCAGAUAACCACCAAUGCUAUAGACUCACGUUUUCUUCUGCAGUUAACAAAUGUUUUGUUCCAUCAGGGUUCGGUUGGUACGCAGUCAUAUGACGAAGAUAAAGAAGCACUAGCUAUUGGCACAGCCAGUUCUUUUCUGUAUGCGGCAUUCAACACUCUCCCUCUUGAGCGAAUAAUGACAGUUUUGGCUUAUAGAACCGAGCUUGUAGUUGUGUUGUGGAAUUAUAUGAAACGAUGCCAUGAGAACCAGAAGUGGUCAUCCAUGCCUAGUGUCCUACCUUAUCUUCCAGCGGAUGCCCCGGGCUGGCUAUUACCUCUGGCUGUCUUUUGUCCUGUUUAUAAGCAUAUGCUUAUGAUAGUAGACAGUGAGGAGUUUUACGAACGAGAGAAGCCACUGUCGCUACAAGAUAUCAGGUUGCUUAUCAUCAUUCUCAAGCAAGCUUUAUGGCAGUUACUAUGGGUGAAUCCACUUACACAACAUAACUCCGCGAAAUCUGUCUCCAACGACCUCUCUAAGAAGAACGAUGUUGGCCUGAUUCAGAACAGGGUUGGGGUUGUAGUCGCUGAGUUACUUUCACAGGUCAGUGUUCAUUUUAUUGCUAUUUUGACUGUAAGUAAGUAUAACUUGGCAAAGGUCAUUGUUCAUUUUAUUCUGUUUGUUGAUGAAAUCUUUCCGCAGUUUCAAGAUUGGAACAACCGUCAACAAUUCACUUCCUCGAGCGACUUUCAAGCUGAUACAGUCAAUGAAUAUCUUAUCACUCAGGCCGUAGUGGAAGGUACAAGAGCCAACUACAUACUGAUGCAAGCUCCAUUCCUGAUUCCGUUUACAAGCAGAGUCAAAAUAUUCACAAUACAAUUAGCAACGGCGAGGCAGAGUCAUGGAUCUGAAGAAACUUUUGCUCGAAAUCUGUUCAGAAUACGAAGAGAUCACAUCUUGGAUGAUGCUUACAAUAAAAUGAGUGCAUUAUCAGAGGAUGGUCUCCGAGGACCAAUUCGUGUGACAUUUGUCAAUGAACUCGGAGUUGAGGAAGCCGGUAUUGAUGGUGGUGGCAUUUUCAAAGACUUUAUGGAGAAAAUUACCCUAGCAGCGUUUGAUGUGCAGUAUGGGUUGUUUAAGGAGACCGCUGAUCACAUGCUUUAUCCUAAUCCUGGAUCAGGAAUGAUACAUGGGCAGCAUCUCCAGUUCUUUCAUUUUCUCGGGAGCCUUCUCGCAAAAGCUAUGUUUGAAGGGAUUCUAGUUGAUAUACCAUUUGCAACGUUUUUCCUCAGUAAACUGAAACAAAAGUACAACUAUUUGAACGAUUUGCCCUCUCUGGAUCCUGAGUUGUAUAGGCAUCUUAUAUUUCUGAAGCGUUAUAAGGGUGAUAUAUCAGACUUGGAGCUUUACUUUGUUAUUGUGAACAAUGAAUAUGGAGAGAGAACAGAGGAAGAGCUACUUCCAGGGGGGAAAGACAUGCGAGUCACAAAUAAAAAUGUUAUCACUUUCAUUCAUCUGGUUUCCAAUCAUCGGUUAAAUUUUCAGAUACGUCAACAGAGUUCUCACUUCUUGAGGGGGUUUCAGCAACUCAUUCCGAAAGAAAGGAUAGAUAUGUUCAACGAACAUGAGCUCCAGGUUCUCAUAUCUGGUUCAGGCGAUAGUUUAGAUAUUGACGACUUGCGAAAGAACACCAAUUAUGGUGGAGGCUACAACGUUGGACAUUAUGUGAUUGAUAUGUUUUGGGAAGUAAUUAAAAGCUUCUCAUCCGAGAACCAGAAGAAGUUCUUAAAAUUUGUGACGGGAUGUUCAAGAGGACCACUACUCGGUUUCAAAUACUUAGAACCUGCAUUCUGCAUACAGAGGGCUGGUGGUAGCGUGAGUGAUGAAGCAGUUGAUAGACUACCGACAUCAGCUACUUGUAUGAACCUUCUUAAGCUUCCUCCCUAUCAAAGCAAAGAGCAGCUUGAAACCAAAUUGAUGUACGCUAUAAGCGCUGAAGCGGGUUUUGAUCUGAGCUGAAUAGCAUGUUUCUUGGAUGAGGAAGAAAAUCCAUUGUGUGGAUAUUGUCUUCUUUUUGUAAUACUCUAGGAUGUUGGUAAAUAUAUCUUUCACAGUGCAUAAUAAUCCAUCUUGAAGGUUAAUGAAAUAUAAAAGAAUCAAAAAACUCUAUAACGUUGGAGAAAAUGCU